UAUGGACAAAAACACAAAAUUGAAGCCCAUUGUACCAUUUUGUCAAUACUGUCAAGUUUUUCCUAUUGUGUACAUCGGAUGACUAGUGAUGGAGGAAGAUCCAAAGAGAGAUUAAUCUCCUUAUUUUCCGGAGCUAGCGCCGGUUUCGUGGAAGUAUGCAUAAUGCACCCACUGGAUCUGGUGAAGACCAGGCUGCAGCUCCAAUCUGCCAGCAAAUCAUCGACCAAAUCAGAGUACUACACCGGCAUAACUGAUUGCAUGAGGAAAAUGUACAAAAACGAAGGGAUCCUAUCGUUUUGGAAGGGCAUCCUUCCACCAAUAGUGGUGGAUACUCCACGAAGAGCAAUAAAAUUCUUCACUUUCGACGAGUAUAAAAGAAUGUUCAUGUUUGGGCAGGCGAAGGCAAACGCUUUGACCUACUCACUUGCUGGAGCUUGUGCUGGUGCUACAGAAAGUAUAUUGGUGAACCCCUUCGAGGUUGUUAAAAUUCAUCUGCAAGCAAACAGAGCUAAAAUAAAAGAAGUACCUUCUUCUUUCUCUGUCGCAAAGGAGAUUUACGAGAAAGAUGGUCUUGGAUCUAAAGGUUUAUAUAAAGGGCUCACUGCUACAAUUAUGAGGGGUGCGGUGUUUAAUGUAGCAUAUUUUGGGUUAUACCAUUCCGUCAGGGAUUUUUCUUCUACACACAACAGAAAUUUAGGGGUUGCUGAAAAAAUAGGUUUAGGAUUUGCUGCAGGAACACUAGCUUCAGUGGCCAAUAUUCCUUUCGAUGUUGCCAAGUCAAGAAUACAAGGACCCCAACCACAAUUAGGCAAAGUAAAAUAUAAAAGUUGUAUCAAAACCAUACUGCUAGUACAUAAGGAGGAGGGUUGGAGAGCCCUUUAUAAGGGAUUAAUUCCCAAAGUUCUCAGGCUGGGCCCCGGUGGGGCUAUCAUGUUUCUGGUGAAUGAAUAUGUGGCUAAAUUCUUAAUGGAAUAUUUUAAGUAACAAAACAAAGUACAAAACUUAAAACGAU
Messenger RNA from Coccinella septempunctata (seven-spotted ladybird), 1012 nucleotides. Its product is annotated as mitochondrial 2-oxodicarboxylate carrier-like. Lineage: Eukaryota; Metazoa; Arthropoda; Insecta; Coleoptera; Coccinellidae. The transcript has a single exon. The coding region runs from base 79 to 984 and encodes 301 amino acids. The record is from RefSeq and is a predicted model, not a curated record. Gene Ontology annotation, biological process: transmembrane transport.